GCUUGUGCUUAUCCACAACUUCUUAGCCCUGCAGCAUUUGUCGCUUGUUCCCCCGGCAUCGUCACCCUGCAAAGACACUUACGAGGUAAUCCUGUCAACGGCCAUGGGUAAUGUUGGCGCGACAAGCCGGGGAGCCAAUCGAAUUCGCCCGUCUCACACAAUGUGCAUUGCCCUGACCCUGGUCUCGUGACGGGUUCUCGACGCUGCAAUUUCUCUCAGACGCGCGAAAGUGGAUUGAUGAUUGCCGCUGGUAUGAUGACAGCGAAGUGUGGAGGCGCCAGGUUCGUUUCCUGGCGGACCGGUGGUGAUACUUGCGCAAAUCCCGCCGUUCUUUGAGUCUCUUCUUCUUUCAACCUUCCCACGACUGUGUCGCGGCCUGUUCUAUCUUUCUGGCUCAAUAGAGCCGUCCAUUCCUUUACGUCUGCGCUCAUAUCUUCUAGUCUUUCCUUCAACCUCAAUUUACUUUCCGAUACUCUAACGAACUUGAAACCCAAGAUGCCCGGGAUGCUUACAAGGUCGAAAUCGCUGAGGUUUCUGAGAAACAAUCGCAGGGAGGCCACGGAGCAAGACAAUGGGGACUCAAUGCCGCCCGUUAAGGGUCCUCAAACAGACUUUGACAAAUACAAGGGAACAACUUCUGAUUCGAGGACUGAAGGAAAUCUAGGAGUUCCGGAUACGGCAAAGCGACCAAGCACGUCAGGCGGACCUGGAGAGCGUCUACCCAUGUUCCAUAAGAAAACAAAUCCUGUAGCAUCGAUCUAUUCUCAGGAUCAUAUCCACUCCUUUCAAUCGCCUACCACUUCCACAACUGUACUCUACAGCCCGGACGCCACGAAAGAGCAGGGAGUCAUUGGAAUCGCUCUUGGUUCGCCUACCUCAAGCUCACACUGGAAAGCGGCAUCUCAGGUGGCGAUAUCAACAGUAGAUCCCAAGUUUCCCGAUUCUUCAAUGGCGAUGUUAAGCCAACCCAACGAUUCCUCAGUUUCCUUGGCCAGCCGCCCGGAAGCACCAAAAUCUAAACUCAGUCGAUGGAAGUCGUUAUUCCGUAAAGCGCCUCCACCUCCAGUGGAAAAGCCCUCAUUCUAUCAGCUGGCGCAGACCGUUGCUGCAGCACCUCGAGCAGACAGCCACCAUGAUGACGAAGUACUCGAACCUCAGGCACCUCAGGCAUCUCAACCGGAGGAAAAGGAGAGGGAGAAACUGCGAAGUGUGUCCCCACCUACCUAUCGACCCAACAUCCGAGCAUCACGCAAGUGGUCACCUGGGGAGUUUGUUCCGCCUCAAUCGCCACCAGAGACGUCUGCGACCAGGGAACGGGCAUUAACGCUCGGAAGUGUCCCAUCACAUGGACCUAAAAAGUCCAUGCAACGAGCUUUUACAACACCGGAUCUAGGAGCACGAGACAUUUUAGGCGACGCCCCCCCACCUGUGCCAAAGGUUGAAGUGUCGAAAACAGGUCCCACCACGUCUGUAGACGACGGGGGGCCUCUUCUUGAUGUCAGUCUUCCAGACAUAACGAUGGAGAGAUACAGUGUUAUGUUCGGAAAUCUUUUGCAGUCAGACCCGAGCCGGUCAUCGCUCUUGGCACGGCGACAAGGCAAUGCUGAGAGGGUCAAGCCACUGCAGGAGCUGUCCGCAAAGCAGGGCAAUGAAAACGACGAAAGUCCUGUAGAUUACAGCCUUCACCGCAGUGUAACAUCGCCCACUCCAGUGUCUGGUUCACCCCGACUCUCGCUGUUCCCUUCCACCAACUCAAAUCGCGCACCAUCACCUCUUUCCGGAUCGAUCAUGAACCGCAGCAGGAAGGAUCUCAAGCGAUCUAAAACAAUGCCUACGAAGUCUCCACUUCAGCAAACCUUCGCCCAAAAUGCAGAGACUCCAACGGUACAUAUUGAUUCUACAAAACUGAAGCCUGCCGCAUCUCCGUACCUGAAGCCAUCAUUGACCCCUACUUCGAUCCGCAGCUUCGAAUCUGAGGCCGAAUCAAUCACGAUUAUAGUUGCUCAGGCAUCACCUGGUCAUUCCAAACCCAUCAAGUUACGCCUCGAUGAGCGAGAGCCCGAGUGGGAGAUUUGCUCCAAGCCUGGCAAGACUGCAAGAAGCGAGAACCUUAUGGUCAACAGUGUGUCAGAUUCCCCACUCUCCCGCUCUCCUUCGCAGAAGCAGCCAAGAGUCACAAAACUCAGUGCGCUCUCAUCACACCCGGCUUCAGCUCCCCUCGACGCACCUUCGCCUCUACAACGAUUGCAAAGUUUGUCAACUCCGCCACAUUCGGCCAGCAGACUUGGUGAGAAGCGUGCAGAGAUUCAAGCGAGAAGAAGGGAAGGAAGGACGGAAGAAGUCGCUACGGCGAAGGCCAUGGUCGGCGUUGCGAGGAGUGUAUCUGUCAGCAGAGCAAACAGCCCAAGAGCUGUGGUUCGUACCAUGACAAGCCCGCAUGAGGAUCGUGUUGUGGAUCGAUUGGCUCUGACCCCUACGAUGGUGGAAGUCAGGAACCGAAAGAGCCAAAGAGUGCAACUUGAGGAUGCCUAGACUUCUUGUCUUUCUUCGCUUCUAAAACUCUUCUUUAACCCGAUUUUUUUUUCUAUGUCCGUCGACGUUGAAUCGCGUUUCCAGCGAUCAGGACUUGGUGUUCCUCUGGCGUUGCGCGCUGACACAGCUCGAGUUGCACAUGCACUCGCCUGUCAUUUUGAUUCAUGCGGUGUGUUUCUUGUAAGCGGGGGUCGUUCUGGUUGCAUUCUCUAGGAGAUCCUUGGGCUUCCUUAUGUGCAUAUAUAUAG
Alternaria alternata is the source of this 2780-nucleotide messenger RNA. RefSeq lists its product as hypothetical. The transcript has 2 exons. The record is from RefSeq and is a predicted model, not a curated record. NCBI's taxonomy places the organism in Eukaryota, Fungi, Ascomycota, Dothideomycetes, Pleosporales, Pleosporaceae. Bases 496 to 2532 code for a protein of 678 amino acids.